AUGCCGAACAAAGCUAAAAAACUGAACUUAGAUCCACAAGAAUGUCGAAUAUGCGGUGUUCCUGCUGUAUAUUCUCAUUUUGGUGUUAUAUCAUGUCAACCAUGCAAAAUGUUCUUUAAACGAAAUGCUAAUAUUGGACAGGCAGCAUUUAUAUGUAAAUUUGGUGGUGAAUGUGAAAUAAAUGAAAAUACUCGUCAUAUAUGUUCAUCAUGUCGACUUGAUAAAUGUUUUAAAUGUGGAAUGACUAUUGAUAAAUUUCAAGGAUCAAGACAGACUAAACCAAAAAAAAAUGCUUUAGUUAAAGUACAAAUACAACCGGGCUCCGCGGAAGUGGGGGAAAAAAAAACAAAUAUUGAUUUAAUGUUAAUUGCUGGUCAAAGAGAAGUUGAUCAAAAACGAGAACCACUUUUAAAAUUAAAUGAAAAAAUCAUUAUUACGUUACUUGAUGUUGUACGAUUUCUUUCACGACAAUCAUUAUCAUUUCAAGGAUAUGGAAAUUCUGAAGGCAAUUUCGUUGCGACCAUCAACCUGUUGCGUCGUCGUGAUCCAGUACUUGAUCAAUGGUUGAAAGAAUCCAGUUUACGUCUCUUUCAUGUGACUUAUCUUCAUCAUGAUUCACAAAACGAACAUAUCACAUUAUUAAGUAGAGUUGUCAUCAAGUAA
Rotaria sordida is the source of this 663-nucleotide messenger RNA. Lineage: Eukaryota; Metazoa; Rotifera; Eurotatoria; Philodinida; Philodinidae. The record is from the annotation of a GenBank genome assembly.